CUGCCUGCCUGCCCGCUCGUGAGGCGACUCCGGCCCGCUUUGGAGGAGCUCCUUCCAACCCCCGCCUUCCGCGCGCCUUCCUCCUUGCAGGCCUAGCAAAGCCCGCCGCUCUGUGAGAGCCUCCCACGGCCAGCCGAGCUGGCCUCCUCCGCCAUGGAGCCCGGCACGACGACGGGCGGCCCCGUCGUGGAGAAGAAGAGGAUUAGCUCAGAACGCAGAAAAGAGAAAUCUAGAGAUGCAGCCAGAUGCCGGAGGAGUAAAGAGUCGGAGGUAUUCUAUGAGCUUUCUCACCAGUUGCCUCUUCCCCAUCAUGUGAGCGCACAUCUUGACAAGGCCUCCAUUAUGAGGCUAACGAUCAGUUACCUGCGCAUGAGAAAGCUGCUUGAUGCAGGUGACCUGGAGGCAGAAGCUGAAAUGGAGACACAGUUAAAUUGCUUUUACUUGAAAGCUCUUGAUGGCUUUGUCAUGGUUCUCUCAGAGGAUGGCGACAUGGUUUUCAUGUCUGAAAAUGUGAACAAGUGUAUGGGACUCACACAGUUUGAGCUGACUGGACACAGUGUGUUUGAUUUCACUCAUCCGUGUGACCACGAAGAGAUGAGAGAGAUGCUCACACACCGGAAUGGUCCUGUGAAAAAGGGAAAAGAACAGAAUACAGAACGCAGCUUUUUCCUCAGAAUGAAGUGUACGUUGACCAGCAGAGGAAGGACUGUCAAUAUAAAGUCUGCCACAUGGAAGGUACUUCACUGCACAGGGCACAUUCGUGUCUACGACAAUUGCAACAAUCAGACAGUGUGUGGGUAUAAAAAGCCUCCCAUGACAUGUUUGGUGUUAAUCUGUGAACCUAUUCCUCAUCCGUCAAAUAUCGAAGUCCCCUUGGACAGCAAGACGUUCCUCAGCCGCCACAGCCUUGACAUGAAAUUUUCGUACUGUGAUGAAAGAAUUACAGAACUGAUAGGGUACGAUCCCGAAGAGCUAUUAGGCCGCUCCAUAUAUGAAUACUAUCACGCCCUGGACUCUGAUCAUCUGACAAAAACACAUCAUGACAUGUUCGCUAAAGGGCAAGUGACCACCGGACAGUACAGAAUGCUUGCCAAGCAAGGGGGCUACGUCUGGGUUGAGACUCAAGCGACUGUCAUAUACAACACUAAGAAUUCCCAGCCACAGUGUAUAGUGUGUGUGAACUACGUCUUGAGUGGUGUUGUUGAAGGGGACUUGAUUUUUUCGCUCCAGCAAACUGAGUGUAUGUUGAAACCGGUGGAUUCACCUGAGAUUGGAGUGAUCAAAAUCCUUGACAGUCCUGAACAGGAAGACAGCAGCAUCCUCUUCGAGAAACUUAAGAAGGAACCAGAUGCGUUAACCUACCUUGCUCCUGCGGCUGGAGACACCAUAAUAGCAUUAGAUUUCGGCAGUGAUGAGUCUGAUGAGCAACAGUUUGAUGACGUUCCUUUGUAUAACGAUGUAAUGCUCCCCUCAUCCAGUGAGAAAUUGCAGAGUAUAAAUUUGGCAAUGUCCCCACUACCUGCUUCUGAAGCUACAAAGCCGCUCCGUAGCAGUGCUGACCCAGCACUCAAUAGAGAGGUGGUGUCCAAGCUGGAGCCCAGCACAGAGCCCUUGGACCUUGCUUUCUCCGUCCGUCGGACGCAAGACCAGCCAGCCACUCCUUCCGAUGGAAGCACCACCCAAAGCUCACCUGAGCCCAGUAGUCCUCCCAAUGACUAUUGCUUUGAUGUGGAUAAUGACAUAGCCAGUGGGUUCAAACUGGAGCUGGUGGAAAAGCUAUUUGCAAUAGACCCAGAGUCAAAGAUCCCGUACUCUAUGCAGGAAACUGAUUUAGAUUUGGAAAUGUUAGCACCCUAUAUCCCCAUGGAUGAUGAUUUCCAGUUACGUUCCUUUGACCAGCUUUCUCCACUGGAGAGCAGUUCUGCCAGCUCUGCCAGCUCUCCUUCCAACGUGGCCACGGUCACGGAAUUUCAUCCUGCUCCAUUGUCGCCGCCUGCUACAGACAAGAUAAAGCCAGUGACAAUCAAACAUGAGGAUGACUUGAAGGCACUUGUAGCUCCUGUUCACAUCACCGUGGACAGCAACAGUGCUCCAGCAUCACCCUAUACGGAGAAUCCCAGUCGAACUGCAUCCCCGGUCAGAGCAGGAAAAGGCACAAUAGAGCAGAAAGAGAAACCGAGUCCAGGAGCACCAAACUUAUUGACAGUCACGUUGGGUAAAAGUAGAUCAACUACAGUGAAUGAAGAAAUCAAUCCAAAGUUAAUAGCGCUACAAAAUAUUCAGAGGAAACGAAAGAUGGAACAAGAUGGCUUGCUUUUCCAAGCAGUGGGAAUUGGCACAUUACUGGCACAGUCAGGUUCUCCUGGAACAAAUGUCUCCCUGGCCUGGAAGCGUGUAAAAGGAUGUAAACCUAAUGGACAGAAUGAGGUGGCAGCGAAAACAGUCAUUUUAUUACCAUCAGAUAUAGCAAGUAAACUUCUAGGGCAAUCGAUGGACGAGAAGGGACUACCACAACUUACCAGCUACGACUGUGAAGUGAAUGCUCCCAUACAAGGCAACCGAAAUCUGCUACAAGGCGAAGAAUUGCUCAAAGCCCUGGAUCAAGUCAACUGAGCAUUUUUCUCCCCUUCACAAUUGUUCUUUUUUUCUUGGACACUGGUGACUCACCACCUAAAAGCAGUCUAUUUAUAUUUUCUAUAUCUGAUUUUAGAAGCCUGGCUACAAAUACUGCACUAAUUCAGUUAGUUUGUGGUUCUGACCCCUUUUCUACUUUGGACAAUCUCUUACGUAAAGAGCGUUGGGUUUUUUUUUUCUUUUUCUUUUUUUAACAACAGUAACUCAGCUAAUGGGUGCAUUUUUGGUACUUAAACAAUCAAAGUCCAGUACAUUUAGAACACGCUUGCAAUGGCAGCUUUGAAGUAGGCACCUUUUUUUAAAGAAGUAUUUAUUUUUUAUGUUGAGCUGGAGUUUGUCACUGAGGAAAUUUCUAUCAAAUGAUACAUCACAACAGUAAAACUGUCUGAGCCUUCCAUAGUGUGAUUGCAGCCACACUUGAAGGCAACUUGUGCUCUGUUGCUGGAUUGAUGUUCAGAUAAAUUUUUACUUAACUUUUUUUUAAAAAAACAAACAAAGAAACAUUGCUUUGCAGCAGUACAUUUGUAGCCACAAUCGCACAAUCUAUUUUCUUAAAUAAAAAACAAAAUGCCAGCAGUUCUUAAUGCAAUAUAUUCUGCAUUUAUAAAGCUAGUUUUUAAGGAGAACAUUUUUCCCCUUUUCGGUUUUGCUUUUUUUUUUUUAAAAAAAAAAAUUAUGUUUAUUGCCUGUGAAAUCAUGUAGAACAGCCUUCCUCAACCUGGGGCGCUCCAGAUGUGUUGGACUGCAUCUCCCAGAAUGCCCCAGCCAGCUGGCUGGGGCAUUCUGGGAGUUGUAGUCCAACACAUCUGGAGCGCCCCAGGUUGAGGAAGGCUGAUGUAGAAGUUUUGGAGUAACGUUGUUUUUUGGUCACGUUGUACUACGAGAGGGUUUUUAAAUGCUGUGUUAAUGUCCAAGUGGGGUUAGGGGGAAAGGAAGGGUUUGAUCUCAAGAGGCUAGCAACGUCGGGGGGAUUUUAGUUCAGGAAAAAAGAUGACGGGGGGGGGUGUUCAUAAAAUUAUAAACAGUUGUGGAGAAAGCAAAUAUUUUUCUCUUUUGCAAUACUAGAAAUUGGGUUCACCCAAUAAAGUUGAUUUUCAGCAUAGGAAACCCACCCCCCGCAUGCACACAGUUUUUCACAUAGCGCAUUAAUUCAUUGCUACCAUGUGGAGACGGCCACUGGCUUUUAAAAAGAAUAAAGGAUAAGGCUAUUUGCCACGAUCGCUGAAUGGACCCUCCGCGUCUAGAGGCAGCGUGCGAGUUUGCCAGGGGCCAAAGAACAGGGGAAGGGCUUCGGGCCCCGCUUGCGGUCUUCCUAGAAGCAUCUGGCUGGACUAGAUGACUCCUUGGCCUGAUCCAGCACGGCUCUUCUUCUGUAAUUUAUGUGGAUAAAUUCUCUUUUAAUUGAAAGUUAAAGAGGUUUUUGACGUUUCAGUUGCUUUGCCAGCUCAGAGAGAAUUCUCCCCCUGCCUAUAGCUGUGAAAAGUUCAUGCUAAUAUUGUGCAUCUAAUAAUUAAAUGUUCCAGUUACCUAUUUGGUAGAGGUGAUAUUUCAAGCCAAUCAUAAAACAUCCUGCCUUGUUAGCAGAGUUGCCUAGUUUCAUCACUGAGUUGCUUGGUAAUAUUUGAUGUUUUGGUUUUUAUGCACCUUGUUGCUAUUAACAUCCAUGUGUUUUAUUUUGUUUUAUUAUUUUAUUAUAUUUUUUUGUUAACGAUAGAUUUCAGGUACACUGAAUAUAUUUUAGGAACCUUUUUUAUUUAGGGAAUAUGUCACAAAACAUCUUAUUUUCCUUCUCUGUGCUGUAUAAUAAUUCCCCCCCUCCACUCAUUCUUUUUUCCUCUUUUGUGGUUGGAUCUAACACUAACUGUACUUUUAUUACAUCAAUAAACUAUACGUGGACCAGG
This is a messenger RNA of Elgaria multicarinata webbii, 4535 nucleotides long. RefSeq names its product hypoxia inducible factor 1 subunit alpha (gene HIF1A). The transcript has 15 exons. Gene Ontology annotation, cellular component: nucleus. NCBI's taxonomy places the organism in Eukaryota, Metazoa, Chordata, Lepidosauria, Squamata, Anguidae. The record is from RefSeq and is a predicted model, not a curated record. Gene Ontology annotation, biological process: regulation of transcription by RNA polymerase II; cellular response to hypoxia. The coding region runs from base 154 to 2613 and encodes 819 amino acids. Gene Ontology annotation, molecular function: DNA-binding transcription factor activity, RNA polymerase II-specific; protein dimerization activity; RNA polymerase II transcription regulatory region sequence-specific DNA binding.